Messenger RNA from Beauveria bassiana ARSEF 2860, 2571 nucleotides. RefSeq names its product DNA ligase I. NCBI's taxonomy places the organism in Eukaryota, Fungi, Ascomycota, Sordariomycetes, Hypocreales, Cordycipitaceae. Gene Ontology annotation, molecular function: ATP binding; DNA ligase (ATP) activity; DNA binding. Gene Ontology annotation, biological process: DNA recombination; lagging strand elongation; DNA biosynthetic process. The record is from RefSeq and is a predicted model, not a curated record. Bases 1 to 2571 code for a protein of 856 amino acids. The transcript has 5 exons. Gene Ontology annotation, cellular component: mitochondrion; nucleus.
AUGGCGCCGAAGCAGGCCACUUUGGGGUAUGUUCAGCCUUCUCAGACAUUAAUUGGCAAGUUUUUCGGGUCCAAGUCGGACGGACCAGCUCGGCAAUCCAAGCUUGCUUUCUCAACAAAGCCCAAGACUGAGGCAGCAGCUGCCGAUGAUAGCUCAAGUACAAAAGAGAAUACAGACCCGGGCUCAGAUUCGAAGAAGCGCAUCCGAUCAGGCACAAAUGACGACUCCAAAAAAGCUUCGGUGAAAAAGGAAGAUGACGAAGACAGCGCUCCAGUCGCAAAGCGGCCACGACGCAGGCGAGUCAAGAUUGAGAGCGAUGACGGGGAAAUAAUUCCCACCACAGAACCAAUCAAGAAGGAAGAACAGAUGGACUCACCGACAAAGGUCGAAUCUUCUGCUGAGUCCAGCCCCGAACCAUCCGUAAAGAAGGAAAAGGGUACCGACCAGGAGUUCAAGGAAGAGGCCGCCGCUGAAUCCGGCUCAGACAUGGAAGAGAAGCCCGAAGUUGCCGCCAAGGCGCGUAAGCUAGCUCAAACGAAACUCAACUCAAAGACCAAGGACCCAUACCCUGACUGGAAGCCGGGAGCUCCCGUUCCAUACGCCGCUUUGUGCACGACGUUUUCUCUCAUUGAAAUGACCACCAAGCGAUUGAUUAUCAUGGAACAUUGUGCCUUGUUCCUGCGCCAAGUCAUGCGCCUGACACCCGACGACCUACUUCCGACAGUGUUACUCAUGAUCAACAAGCUUGCUCCCGACUAUGCUGGUAUCGAACUCGGUAUCGGCGAGUCGCUAAUCAUGAAGGCCAUUGGUGAGUCGACUGGGCGAAGCCUGCAAGUCAUCAAGGCCGACCAAAAAGAUAUUGGUGAUCUCGGCCUUGUCGCGCUGAAGAGCAGAUCCACACAACCAACCAUGUUCAAGCCGAAGCCAUUGACGGUUCGUGGUGUCCAUCAGGGCCUGAUGGGAAUUGCCACGGUCAGUGGAAAUGGAGCGCAAGGCCGCAAGGUUGACGGCAUCAAGAAGCUUCUCUCUGCCUCCGAUGCCCACAAUACUGGCAAGGUGGACAUUACAAAAGACAAAGGCGGCGCCAGCGAGGCCAAGUACAUUAUUCGAUUUCUCGAGGGUAAGCUUCGGCUGGGCCUGGCGGAAAAGACUGUUCUAGUCUCUCUGGCACAGGCUGUCGUCUGCCAUGAAGCCGACCAGCGUGGAAAGGUGCCAAGCACGUCAGACAUGGAAAAGGGCGAGAGUAUCCUCAAAACGGUCUAUAGCGAACUUCCCAGUUACGACGUCAUCAUCCCUGCCAUGCUCUCUCACGGUAUUCUUAAUCUGCGCGACCAUUGCAAACUACAGCCAGGUGUACCAUUGAAGCCCAUGUUGGCCAAGCCUACUAAAGCCAUCACCGAGGUAUUGGAUCGUUUUGAGGGCCAGACCUUUACAUGUGAAUACAAGUACGACGGCGAGCGUGCCCAAAUCCACUACGUCGCCGAGGAUGCCCCUCAGGAGCUCAGCCAGGCUGCACCGGGCGCCAACAAAGCAGCCGCGAAGGGAGUAGCCAGCAUCUUUUCUCGCAAUUCGGAAGACUUGUCGAAAAAGUAUCCUGAUAUUCUCGCCAAGUUGCACAGCUGGGUCAAGGAUGACACCAAGAGCUUCGUGCUCGAUUGCGAGACUGUCGCGUGGGACAUGGUGGAAAAGACGGUGCUGCCGUUUCAGCAGCUCAUGACGAGAAAGAAAAAGGACGUCAAAGUGGAGGACGUCAAGGUUAAAGUCUGCGUUUUUGCUUUUGAUCUGCUGUAUCUGAAUGGCCAGCCUGUUGUGGAAAAGCCACUGCGAGAGCGAAGAGAGCUUCUUCGACAGGCAUUUGCACCCGUGGAAGGCGAAUUUGCUCUCGCCACUUCCAUGGACGGCCAGGAGCUUGACGACAUUCAAGUCUUUCUGGACGAAAGUGUAAAGGCUUCCUGUGAAGGUCUCAUGGUGAAGAUGUUGGACGGCACAGAGAGCGGAUAUGAGCCAAGUAAGAGAAGUCGAAACUGGCUCAAGAUCAAGAAGGAUUACCUCUCCGGCGUCGGCGACUCCCUAGACCUUGUCGUCCUGGGCGCAUACUACGGCCGCGGCAAGCGCACAUCCGUCUACGGCGCCUUUCUGCUCGCCUGCUACAACCCAAACUCGGACACGUACGAGACGGUGUGCAACAUUGGCACGGGCUUCUCGGAGCAGGUCCUCGAGGAGCUGCACGCGUCCCUGUCCGCCCUCGUCAUUGACCGGCCCAAGCCCUUUUACGCGCACUCGGCCGGCAACCAGCACCAGCCCGACGUCUGGUUCGAGCCCCAGCACGUCUGGGAGGUCAAGACGGCCGACCUCACCCUCAGCCCGCGCUACAAGGCCGGCUGCAAGGAGGGCGUCGACCCGGCCGGCGGCAAGGGCAUCAGCCUGCGCUUUCCGCGGUUCAUCAAGAUUCGCGACGACAAGAAGCCCGAUGAGGCGACGUCGAGCAGGCAGGUGGCGGAAAUGUACCGCAAGCAGGAGAGCGUGACCAAGAAUAAGGGGCCGGCUGUGGAUGACGACUUUGAGUAUUGA